AUGGACAACAGCCCUGGUGGUGGUGUUAUCUUGUACGCUGGCUCGUCCGGCAGUGCCAGUCCGAGUCCUGGCAGUCCUUCAAGUGGAUACCAGACCCAGUCGCCCUCCUCCCACUCGCAGCCUUCAUCCCCAGAGGGUGUCUCCUUUCAGGAGAUUGGGCCCCUGAAGCAGAGAGGGGAACAAGGGGGAGGGACUCCUUCCCCGCGAAUGGUCUUCCAGUUUCCUGAAGUAAACAAUGCUCCCGUUGCCCAAAUAACAACGGUAUCAUCGGCAACCUACAACCAUCCCACGGUAGCCAAAAGACCUUGUGGUUUCACUGGCACAUUCACCAAAACCGGAGGUAUGGUGCUUCUGUGUAAGGUGUGUGGGGACAUCGCAUCUGGUUUCCAUUACGGCGUACACGCCUGUGAAGGCUGCAAGGGGUUCUUCAGACGCAGCAUACAGCAGAAUAUCCACUACAAGAUGUGUGUAAAGAAUGAAAAGUGUCUCAUCAUGCGCAUGAACCGAAACCGGUGCCAGCACUGCCGCUUUAAGAAGUGUCUCUCCGUGGGCAUGUCCAGAGAUGCUGUGCGUUUUGGGCGAAUUCCCAAACGGGAGAAGCAGAGACUAUUGGAUGAGAUGCAGAGCUACAUGAACAGUCUCAACGAAUCAGCUUCCAUGGAAAUGGAGGUGUCACCUCCUCCUGAUGCCCCGUGCAGUCCACAGAACCAGACGAAUGAAGGAGCGGGCUCCAUAUCGCAGUCUUACCGCGGCAACUUGAUGAACGACGAGAAACCACUCAAGAUGGCCGCCGGCAACAGCAACAUUGGCACUUCGUCUUUCCAGAACAGUUCAGUACAGGAACCUUCCAUGUCGCACUCAGCAACCCAGACUCAACACACAGUUCAGGGGGAGCAGGUGAACCUGACAAGCUACCAUGUCUCCACAAACUGCCCUGUUGGCUCAACCAACAAUGAAAACUCCACUAACACUAACAUUGACAACGCCAAGUACACCUACUCCUCCAAUCAGAAUCAGUGCCCCUUCAGUGGCAGCAUGUCAUCUCAGUCCUACUCCUCCAAUCAGAACAGUUACCAAGCCAGGGAUUCCCAGAACCAAAGCCCUUGCCCUUGGAAGCUGAACGGAGGAGCCAAAGUGCUGGCAUGUCCACUCAAUUCGUGUCCCGUGGCUCCGGCCAGUCGCUCCAGUCAGGAGGUGUGGGAGUCUUUCUCCCAGUGCUUCACCCCUGCUGUUAAAGAAGUAGUGGAGUUCGCAAAGAGCAUCCCGGGGUUCCAGACUCUUAGCCAGCAUGAUCAGGUCAUGCUGCUCAAAUCUGGCACUUUCCAGGUGCUGAUGGUGAGGUUUUGCUCACUGUUUGACCCUAAGGAGAGGACAGUGACGUUCCUCAACGGGCAGACCUACUCACUGGCAUCACUGAGGGCUCUCGGCAUGGGCUCCUUACUGGACGCCAUGUUCGAAUUCAGCGAGAAGCUUGGAUCUUUGGGUCUGGAGCCUGACGAGAUGGCUCUUUUCAUGGCUGUUGUGCUUGUUUCUGCUGAUCGAUCUGGUAUCGUUGAAGUGGGAGCAGUGGAGCAGCUGCAGGAGAAUCUAAUAAAAGCGCUGCGCUCUCUCAUCACCAGUCGCCGCCCAGAUGACAGCACACUCUUCCCAAAGUUGCUGCUACGUCUGCCAGACCUGCGCACCCUGAACAACCAUCACUCUGACAAGCUUUUAGCUUUCCGCAUAGAUCCUUGAGUUCAGAGAGCUAAGUCUGACUGAGGUAUCUGCUUUGGGGAGCCUCCCUGCGUCCCCAUGCAAGCGUGGCCUGCCACAUACAGUACACUGGCCUAUGCAUGAUGGACAGUUGUUGUGGGAGCUGUGCCAAGUCUGGUGCUAUGUCAAAAAAAAUAUCAGUGAAGGAUGUAGGCACAGCUGGAGGUGGAGGCUUCUGAACCCAAACCGAUUCCUCCUCCAGUCGUUUUUCACGAUUGCUUAAAAAAAACUAUCAAAACAUAGACUGUGUUCUUCCUUGGGUUCUUCGAGU
This is a messenger RNA of Morone saxatilis (striped sea-bass), 2023 nucleotides long. RefSeq names its product nuclear receptor subfamily 1, group D, member 4b (gene nr1d4b). Gene Ontology annotation, molecular function: nuclear receptor activity; RNA polymerase II cis-regulatory region sequence-specific DNA binding; zinc ion binding. The transcript has 8 exons. The record is from RefSeq and is a predicted model, not a curated record. Bases 1 to 1734 code for a protein of 577 amino acids. Gene Ontology annotation, biological process: positive regulation of transcription by RNA polymerase II; hormone-mediated signaling pathway; negative regulation of transcription by RNA polymerase II. NCBI's taxonomy places the organism in Eukaryota, Metazoa, Chordata, Actinopteri, Moronidae.